Parasteatoda tepidariorum (common house spider) is the source of this 561-nucleotide messenger RNA. RefSeq names its product putative inorganic phosphate cotransporter. Gene Ontology annotation, biological process: transmembrane transport; monoatomic anion transport. Gene Ontology annotation, molecular function: transmembrane transporter activity. The record is from RefSeq and is a predicted model, not a curated record. Gene Ontology annotation, cellular component: membrane. NCBI's taxonomy places the organism in Eukaryota, Metazoa, Arthropoda, Arachnida, Araneae, Theridiidae.
AAUGGACUUUUAACCUCGGGGCCUCAAUUCGCACAAGCUAUUGCAGGUCUUACAGCCUGUUGUUUUUCUUUUUGGAUCAAUCGUAAUGAUACCUCCAAAAUAUAUUUGGCUAGAAAAGGAUGCAACUCGUUAGCUGUAGCAAUGUUUCUGGUUGGACUUGUUGGUAUAUACUUUUCGAAUUGCGACUUGCUAUGGAAUAUUGUUUUUCUUUAUUUUAUUUCUGCUGCUCCAGCUUUUACUUUUGGAGGAAGUGUGAUUGCUGCUGUUGAUAUGACUCCUACAUACUGCGGUCCUCUUAUGGGACUAUCAACUACUGUAGCCAGUUUGCCUGGAUUUAUGAUACCUAUUCUAACUGGGAAAUUAACUAAAUAUGAGCAAACAAUGUCGCAAUGGCAUAAGUUGUUCUUGAUCACUUCCAUUGUUGUAUCGUUGAAUGGUGUGGUAUUUCUCAUAUGGGGAUCUACUGAAAUUCAGCCCUAUGAUCCAGCCUACAGGACAGAAAAACGUCCAGAGUCUAAACCUGAUGUUAUCGUUCUAGAACAUUCUUCUACAUAUUUUUGA